Molecule: messenger RNA, 1984 nt
Organism: Wyeomyia smithii (pitcher-plant mosquito)
Lineage: Eukaryota; Metazoa; Arthropoda; Insecta; Diptera; Culicidae
Product: annexin B10-like
Exons: 4
Coding region: 502-1467 (321 amino acids)
Cellular component (GO): cytoplasm
Molecular function (GO): calcium-dependent phospholipid binding; calcium ion binding
Source: RefSeq, a predicted model, not a curated record
AAAACGCCGACUUUUAGAGUCGUUGUGCAGAUUUUAUUGAUUCGCAGAUAUUUGCAAACUUUUCAUAGUUUCUGCAGAUUUUUGUCAGAGUCUUUCUUUCUCGCAGACUUUCUCAAAAUGUGUGUAGUUUUCUUCUUGUUUUAGCCUACGCGAGUGAAAUUUGUUCGAAUCGCGGAUAGAUAUUUUUCAGUUUACACUUGGCAUCUCCGGCUUCUCUGCUUACACUCUCAAAUCUGAUCUGAUGAUUUGGUGGGUAAUUUCGCCAGGUUUUGAGAAACAUUAUUGAUAAACCCUGCAACAAAUUUAUUGUUGCAUACACAAAGAAAUAGAGAGUGACACACCAGACAAAACUUCGCUUCCUCAGUUGUUUUCAGCAAGCGUUGGAGAUUGCUCUUUUCUAUCGUUAUCGUGUUUUGUUUGCAAUCUAGCGUUGAAAGGGUUGAGAUUUGGUUCGUACAUCACAUUUCAGACUUUAUUCGGUUCCGUCGCUAUUUUUCGAAAAUGUCUUGGUAUUAUACUCCUCGCCCUACAGUGAUUGCGGCUGAAGAUUUUGAUGCCUCUGCCGACGCGGCAGCUUUACGGAAGGCAAUGAAAGGUUUUGGUACUGAUGAGCAGGCCAUUAUCGACGUACUAUGCGCUAGAAGCAAUCAACAACGACAGGAGAUUUCCGAAGCGUUUACUCGCGAGUUGGGACGGGAUUUAAUUGAUGAUUUGAAAUCGGAAUUGGGGGGUAAAUUUGAAGAUGUUAUCGUUGGACUUAUGUUACCACCAGCAAAGUAUCUCUGCAAGCAACUCCAUAAAGCGAUGGAUGGAAUCGGUACUAACGAGAAAACACUGAUCGAAAUUUUGUGCUCAUUGAAUAAUGAGCAAGUUAAGGAAGUGGUUGACUGCUAUGAAGAGCUAUACGAUCGCCCGUUGGCUGAACACUUGUGCAGCGAAACAUCCGGUAGUUUCCGUCGCUUACUGACAAUGGUUAUUGUGGGAUCUCGUGAUCCCCAGGGAACGGUAGAUCCUGAUUUAGCCGUCGAGCAAGCUAAUCAGCUAUACAAUGCUGGUGAAGGAAAGCUAGGCACAGAUGAAGAAGUGUUCUACAAAAUUCUAGCCCAUGCCAGCUUUGAUCAGCUGGAAUUGGUGUUCGAAGAGUACAAAAGCCUAACAGGGCGCACCAUUGAGCAAGCCUUGAAGGCUGAAUUAAGUGGCGAAUUGUAUGAGGCUCUUAGCGCCAUUGUCGAAUGCGUACAGAUGGCACCCCAUUUCUUUGCUAAACGCCUACACAAAGCUAUGGACGGCGUAGGAACCGAUGAUGCGACGCUCAUUCGUAUCAUUGUAGGCCGUUCGGAAAUCGAUUUGCAAAACAUUAAGGACGAGUUUGAGCAAAUGUACAACAAAUCGCUUCACAGCGUUGUCAAGGAUGAAACCUCGGGCGACUACAAGCGAGCUCUAUUAGCUCUCAUUGGUCAAGCUUAAUUUAUCGAAAAAGAAGUUUGUUUUAAUCUGCGCCGCCAACAUCAGUUUUACUGUGUGCAACUAGCAUUAUAUAGUCGCUGGUGUGCUAAUAUAUUUCAUAGCACAUCGAAGUUUUUUACACCAUUUUUCUCAAGCAUAGCAAACCAGCAUCGUUGCGCCUAUUUAUUACGCAUCUAAAUGGAUAAUCCAAACAACACGCCCAUCGAACAUAGUUGCAACCAAAUCGAAAAUCAUACCAGAUGCCUUGAAUCUCUUCAAAAUGGAUAUAAAACGUCGGAAUUUUUGUGUUUUUGUUUAGGCUGUAAGCUACACACUGCAGGUAUAUGUCGUUUUUGUCGACCGAUCUUUAUGUGUGCCAAUGCAGAACGAAAAAUUACUACUAUGGUGACUAAUAUAUAUGUAAAUGCCACUUAAAUAUACUGACGCUCCAAGCAUAACUGUCCCAGCGUCCAUAAGGUUUGCACAGAAUAUGGGACAGUUAUGCUUGGAGCGGCAGUAUAGUCGUAUACAGAUUGAA